Molecule: messenger RNA, 3923 nt
Organism: Exaiptasia diaphana
Lineage: Eukaryota; Metazoa; Cnidaria; Anthozoa; Actiniaria; Aiptasiidae
Product: hemK methyltransferase family member 1
Exons: 14
Coding region: 183-1115 (310 amino acids)
Biological process (GO): methylation
Cellular component (GO): mitochondrion
Molecular function (GO): nucleic acid binding; methyltransferase activity
Source: RefSeq, a predicted model, not a curated record
ACAAAACAUGCGAUCGUCCGAUUGAAAACCCACUUGAAGGUCCAGGCUACUCCGCCAAAAUUAGCCGCAAAGUAAUGGUACUAGGAAGACCGCGCGGAGCUUGAAAAUAUAGAAUUUUCAGUUUAGUAAACUUAUGAGYCWAUUUUCCUUGAUUURCGCMKUUUUUAGCCCAUUUUGUCGCUAUGUUUUGUAAAUCCAUCUCUAUAUAUACUAGAAYUYCAAAUAUUCGAGUAUUUGAGCGUGUUUUCAGAGUAGGGAUAUUACAUUUCUGCCAAAUGUCUAGUCAAGAAAGCGAGCCCUACAAUGGCAAAAAGCUCCAAGUUAUAGCUGAAAAGUGGACAAAAAAACUUAAAAAAUACGGUGUACCAGAAGCAGAACUAUCGGUAAAGUAUAUUAUGGAAAAGGCUUUAGAUAUGUCAGGUACUAAUGAUGAGAACAAACUUAAACUGCUGUACAAUACACAAGUGUCAUCGUCACAAGAAAACAGCAUCAAUGAAAUGUGUACACGCAGAUUAAAUAGGGAACCCAUCCAGUACAUAGUUGGUGAYUGGGACUUCCGUCACAUGACAUUAUUGAUGAAACCUCCAGUGUUUAUACCAAGACCAGAAACAGAGGUUCACAUUAUACUUUAUAAAAAGCAYAUCAUAAAAGUAUCCUGUGUUGCUAUCGAUACCAAUGCUGAUGCUGUUGCCCUCACAAAACAGAAUGCCGCAAGAUAUGAUUUACAAGACCGCAUCACUGUUUGCAAUGCUGACAUAGGUCAUUUUUUCACCAGUACCAAGUUUGAUGCCAUCAUAUCCAAUCCUCCUUACAUYCCCAGACAAGAUAUGGAUGAUCUUCAGCCUGAAGUAAAGAGAUAUGAAGACCAGAGAGCCCUGUGUGGAGGUGAAGAUGGAAUGGAUGUCAUCAAAACAAUAUUUACAGCAUCAUCAUUCCUAUUAAAACCUCAUGGUUCAAUAUGGCUUGAAAUGGACCUUUCCCACCCUCCCUUAGUAAGAAAAUGGCUCCAAGACCACCCAUCCCUUGGUCUGAAACUAAACAAGUUUUACAAUGACUUCACUGGCAGGACUCGGUUUUGUCACGUGAUUUCCCAGAAUUCUUCAAACCAGCACUGACGUCACUACAUCAAAGAAAAAGAGCAAGAAGGGCAGGGCUCGCGGGGCUYGAGGAACGCAGGGAAAGAAUCGAGUGGUACCAGAGUGAUUCAAGUCAUCUUAACACCCACGCUGUCAGCUCGAAAAUAUCCAAUUCCAAAUCUAUUACUCAUCGUGGACAGGAGUGGGUUUAAAAGCCUGGCAGCCGUUGAUUUAGGAAGUUAAAUUGUGAAACGUUGUGGACGUUGUGAAGGUCGAUUGUUGUACCACAAGUCUACGGAUGGUAAUCAAAGAUACAGAGAACAUGAGCAAUCGUGUUGAGAACGAUGAAGAAGCUACGCAAGAGUCCUCUACGGAUAAUGAAGCACCCGUGAAACGAAAGCGUGGCAGACCUAGAAAGCCUGUUGAAGAGAAACCCGCACCAGAUCCCGCUGAUGGUCCCGUUAUUAAAAGAAAACGAGGAAGACCAAAGGGAUCUAAAAAUAAGAAUCCCAAGCCCAAACCAGAAAAAACCGGUUCACCGCGCCCGAGAGGCCGACCACGAAAGUGGCCCGCUCCGGAUGCUAAUACUCCAAAGAGAGGGCGAGGAAGACCGAAAAAGGAUUCAGGCGCAGGAUUACCGACAAUGGUCGACCAAGAAUCAUCUGAUUCGAUGGGAAACAUUACCCAUGAUCCCGUACCGCCCGAUGAGAUGUUCUCCGACUAAGUUUUGCAUACGAUCAAACGUUCGAAAGGUCUGUGUGAUUUUUAGAGUUGUUCCGAGUGACGAUGUACAGUAGAAUGGUUUACGAGAUAUAGAAUGGAAAGACCCGAAGUGAUUUGUCUUCAGGUGUGAUUGGCGUAAGAAAGUCGUUGCUAUUGUACAACUAGUUUAAAAACUUUGACAGCUAAAAGUCCUUGAUCCUUGACUCUCUCAUUGAGAUGUGAGAAAAAUGAUCAAAUUCAUUCAAAAAUCAAUAGUAUAGUAUAUUAAUCUUGAAUACUUUGAAGUAAGAAGCCAUUAUUAAGAUAACAGUUAUAUGAUAUACUGUCAGUCAAUCCAGUUUUGAAGACAACAUCACACAGUUAAUGCCAUGGACUGUAUAUACUUGAAAGCAUAUUUUAUGAAGUUAAAAUCACUUUGAAUUAUACCUCAUCUUGCGCUCUUCUCAUGAUCCAUAGUGGACGUGGAUCUUUUCUAGCGACAAGGUUUUUAAACUAGCUGUACUUCAGAUCAUGUAUGAAAACAUACGUAUUGUAUCAUAGAAUGUUUUUACCGAUGAAAAAUCGUUCAUACAUUAGCAUAUUUUAGCAUAUAUUAGUCUAAGAACACAAUCACGUCACACCGUCAGCCAUGAAUCAAACGGACAAAAGACUAAGGAGUUUGAUUUACGGUGUGUUGUGUUGUGAUAGUUAGGGCUUAGUUUUAUACAGUGUUGUUUUGUUUUUGUGUAGUUUUCGGUGAGAAAGAACCCGUUGUUUCCUUGAAAAAAACCCGUACAUGACGUGAUAAACUUAUGCUGAAGCCAAUACGUGAGAAAACUCAGUUAUUUUGGCCAGCUGUCUUGCAAAAGAUAUCCUUUAUUGAUACGAACACCUAGUCGGUGUCAAUGGGUGCAUUUUAUCGUGGUACGAGUUCAAAGGCAAACGGUUCUCCACCAAAAGAGAAAGGAUCUUCCACCAAACAGGGGAUUCGGUAGAACGAGUUAUAAUUCUCGUUUUGUAUGAUCUUUAGUUAAUAUUUCAACUCUAUAGGUAUGGUACUUUUGUACCAUUUUAUUGCGAAUCACUCUAAAACUGCCCUGUAUAGCAAAGCUAAAUUUCGUAGUUUACGCCAAUUAGAAAUUGACGACUCCAUGUUUUUUUCCCAGUAAUGCAUUGCGUCACCAUGAAGAAACUUUGUACAGUUUUUAGAGUGAUUUGAAUUUGUAUUUAAAAGUGCUUCAUACUGUGUUAACUUUAUUUUUAUUUUUGGAUAUUUGUGAGAAGAGAAGUAUUUAGAUUAUAUAAUGUGUAUUGUUUCUGUUAUUUGAAAGUGAAAGAAAUAAGUUUUAAUUACAUUUAAAACAAAUAUAGGCAAAUCUAAGUAUAACAAUUUUACUAUAGGUUCCUGUUUGCUGGAUAAUAUACCGGUUUUAACUAGUUUAGCCAGUUUGAUUUAAUAGAUAAGGAUAAGAAAGCAAUUAGGUUAUUUUUUUGAUUUAUAGUCAACGACUGCGCAAAUUUGUGCUUCAUCCGAGACUCCGUUCCGCAAAUGUUCCGUACGGAUUGAUACGUUUUCGUGGCGUGUUUGCAUUGUUCUCCAAUUGUGGCAACUAAGAACAAGACAAAAACAGCACAAAUUCGUAUUGGUGUUUACUGAGCAGUUUUCAAUGACAGUGAAAACAUUCUAGACCCGCGCUCAUUUGUGCAGUCGUAUUUCAGUUGCAAUCUCAUUCCCAGAGUUCCUCGGAUUUUGAUUUUGUGUGCCCUGGUAACGAUUCAGUAAAGAUUGUCAUUGAGAAUGCCGGAACUCCGGGAGCAAGGUCUCUCGACCAAUGAGAUUACGUGAACCAAGUAAGUUGUAUCAGCAUUGUAAUAACGUUCAAUUGCAACAGUUUUUUGUAAUCUAUAAAGGCUCUAGUCUUCGUCACAACCUAUCCUUCUAACGGGAUCCCUGUGCUACCACAGGAAGCCCGCAAGAAGAACCGGCUGCGAAGGAGGCUAGGAUUGUCUGUAGUUGCAACUUUGUUCCCCAGGGAACAUGUUUUGACAUUACCUCUAUAUAUAGUCACUAUAUAUCUACAUGUCUGUUCCUAUUGGAAUAUCAUUAAUUAAGCUGAUCAAAUAAACUAGAGAAUUUGAUAUUCA